UGAAGACUCUAGGUCCUUUGUGGGGCCUGACAGUCAAGCCAAGCGACAGAAGUGCCCUAGAAAGUGCCAAUGGGCCGUUCGUGUCUGUUACACAUCUCUGAGAGUUUCGUCCUUUAAACUUCUGACCUGUUCCAGGGAAUAAAAUUGCCAGGCUUCCCAGAUGUGUGGAACUGUCCCUGGAUCUACAGCUUGUUGCCGCUGUUUUCUUUCUACCUUCUGAGAGACCCUGAAACCCUUGCCAUGGAAAAGUACCACGUUUUGGAGAUGAUUGGAGAAGGCUCUUUUGGCAGAGUGUAUAAGGGCCGAAAAAAAUACAGUGCUCAGGUGGUGGCCUUGAAGUUCAUCCCCAAACUGGGCCGCUCAGAGAAAGAGCUGAGGAAUCUACAACGAGAGAUUGAAAUCAUGCGGGGUUUGUGGCAUCCCAACAUUGUGCAUAUGCUUGACAGUUUUGAGACUGACAAAGAGGUGGUGGUGGUGACAGACUAUGCUGAGGGAGAACUCUUUCAGAUUCUGGAAGAUGAUGGAAAACUUCCUGAAGAUCAGGUUCAGGCCAUUGCUGCCCAGUUGGUGUCAGCCCUGUACUACCUGCAUUCUCACCGCAUCCUCCACCGAGACAUGAAACCUCAGAACAUUCUCCUCGCCAAGGGUGGUGGCAUCAAACUUUGUGACUUUGGAUUUGCCCGAGCUAUGAGCACUAACACCAUGGUGCUGACAUCCAUCAAAGGCACACCACUCUAUAUGUCUCCAGAACUGGUGGAGGAGCGACCAUAUGACCACACUGCAGACCUCUGGUCUGUAGGCUGCAUCCUGUACGAGCUGGCUGUAGGCACACCUCCCUUCUACACCACCAGCAUCUUUCAACUGGUUAGCCUCAUUCUCAAGGACCCGGUGCGCUGGCCCUCCACCAUCAGUUCCUGCUUCAAGAACUUCCUGCAGGGGUUGCUCACCAAGGAUCCCCGGCAGCGUCUGUCCUGGCCAGACCUCUUGCAUCAUCCCUUUAUUGCUGGCCGUGUCACCAUAAUAACUGAACCAGCAGGCUCAGAUUUGGGCACCCCAUUUACGAGUCGCCUACCUCCAGAACUCCAGGUCUUAAAAGAUGAACAGGCCCAUCAUCUGGCACCCAAGGGUAACCAGUCUCGCAUCCUGCGCCAGGCCUGUAAACGCAUGGCUGAAGAAACUGGGCAGAAGAAAGAUCAGAAUGCAGGACCUGCCCUUGAACCAGAAGAUAGGCCCAGCAAGAUGACUUCUAGCACAACCCCUGUGCCUGGACUAAAGGCCCCUCCUCAGGAACCAAGCCUCUUGGCUAGUAUAUUGGACUCAGAAAUGAAGAGCAACUGGGAAGACUGGGGGGCUGGAGAAGCACCCCCAACACCUCGGGAAAACCACAUCACCUUGGAGUGUAAACAAGCAUUCCCAGAGCUGAGGCCAGAAAUGAUGGGCCAGCAGAACACUGACGCAAUGGAUCUAGAAAAUGAGGAGCCAGACAGUGAUGACGAGUGGCAAAGGUUCCUAGAGACUACUGAGCCUGUGCCGGUGCAGCUGAAGGCCCCUCUCACUCUGCUGUGUAACCCUGAUUUCUGCCAGCGCAUCCAGAGUCAGCUGCGUGGCACUGCUGAGCAGAUCCUGAAAGGCACCCUAGAGGGGGCUUCCAACCUGCUUCCCGUACUCCGUGUCCUGAGCAGUCUCCUGUCCAGCUGCAGUGACUCUGUGCUCUUGUAUUCCUUCUGCCAGGAGGCAGGACUGCCCAGGCUGCCUCUCAGCCUCCUUAAACACAGCCAGGAGAGCAGCAGUAUCCAGCAGCAACCUUGGUAUGGGGCCUUUUUACGGGACCUGGUGGCUGUGGUUCAGGCCUACUUUUCGUGCGCCUUCAAUCUGGAGAGGAGCCAGACAGGUGACAGCCUACAGGUGUUUCAGGAGGCUGCCAGCCUCUUUUUGGACUUGCUGGGGAAGCUGUUGACCCAAUCAGAUGACUCCGAGCAGACAUUUCGGAGGGACAGCCUUAUGUGCUUUGCUGUUCUGUGUGAAACCGUGGAUGGUAACAGCCGGGCCAUCUCCAAUGCCUUUUACUCCAGCCUGUUGACCACACAGCGUGCUGUGUUGGACGGGCUCCUUCAUGGCCUAACGGUCCCACAGCUUCCUUUCCACACACCACCAGGAGCCCCACAAGUGAGCCAGCCACUGCGGGAGCAGUGUGAAGAUAUACCCGGAGCCAUUUCUUCUGCCCUGGCAGCCAUGUGUACCGCUCCUGUGGGGUUGCCGAGCUGUUGGGACGCCAAGGAGCAGGUUUCUUGGCAUUUGGCCAAUCAGCUGACUGAGGACAGCAGCCAACUGAGGCCAUCCCUGGUCUCUGGUCUGCGGCAUCACAUCCUAUGCCUCCACCUUCUCAAGGUCCUCUACUCCUGCUGCUAUAUUAGUGAGCACCUAUGCCAUAUUCUGGGCCAAGAGCCCCUGGCCUUGGAAUCAUUGUUGAUGUUGGUCCAGGGCAAGGUAAAAGUAGCAGAUUGGGAAGAGUCCACGGAGGUGGCACUCUACCUCCUGUCCCUUCUUGUCUUUCGGCUCCAAGAUCUUCCUUCUGGAAUGGAGAAGCUAGGCAGUGAGGUGGCUAUUCUUUUUACCCACUCACAUGUCGUCUCCCUUGUGAACGCAGCAGCCUGUCUCUUAGGACAGCUUGGUCAGCAAGGGGUGAUGUUUGACCUCCAGCCCCAGGAGUGGAUCGCAGCAGCUGCGCAUGCCUUGUCUGCCCCUGCAGAGGUCCGGCUGACUCCACCGUGUAGCUGCGGUUUCUACGAUGGCCUCCUCAUUCUUCUGCUUCAGCUCCUUACACAGGGGAAACCUGGCCUGAUCAGGGAUGUGGCUGCUUCCGAGGUGUGGACCAUUCUAUGGCACCGCUUUUCCAUGGCCUUGAGGCUACCUGAGGAGGUGACUGUACAGGAAGAUGACCUAUCACCGUCAAGUCCACCCAGCCUAGAGCCUGACUGGACCCUGAUUUCACCCCAAGGCAUGGCAGCCUUGCUGAGCCUGGCCAUGGCCAUCUUCACUCAGGAACCCCAGUUAUGCCUGAGCCACCUGUCCCAGCAUGGAAGCAUCCUCAUGUUGACCCUGAAGCACUUGCUUUCCCCCAGCUUCUUGCAUCACCUGAGCCAAGCGCCUCAGGGGCCUAAGUUCCUCCCUGUGGUGGUACUCUCUGUGUGCCAGCUGCUCUGCUUCCCUUUCGCCUUGGAUGUGGAUGCUGACCUCCUUGUGGGCAUCUUGGCCGACCUCAGGGACUCAGAAGUUACAGUCUACCUGCUGCAGGUCUGCUGCCACCACCUUCCACUGUUACAAGCAGAGCUGCCCAUUGGCCUCCUUACACGCCUGGCCCUCAUGGAUCCCACCUCUCUCAAGCAGUUUGUGGAUACAGUGGCUACCUCUUCUAGAACCAUCAUGUCAUUCCUCUCUAUUGCUCUACUGAGUGAUCAGCCCCUCAUGAUCUCUGACCUUCUGUCUCUGUUGACCCACACAGCCCGGAUACUAUCCCCUAGCCACUUGUCUUUUAUCCAAGAGCUCCUAUCUGGCUCUGAUGAAUCCUAUCGGCCAUUGCGCAACCUCCUGGGCCACUCAGAGAACACCGUGCGGGUCCGUACUUAUGGGCUUCUGGGACACUUGUUACAACACAGCAUGGCCCUACGUGGGGCACUACAGAGCCAGGCUGGACUGCUCAGCCUUCUGCUGCUAGGGCUUGGAGACAAGGACUCUGCCGUGCGACGCAGUGCCAGCUUUGCUGUGGGCAAUGCAGCCUACCAGGCUGGUCCCUUGGGACCUGCUUUGGCAGCUGCAGUGCCCAGUAUGACCCAGCUUCUUGGAGAUCCUCAGGAUGGUAUCCGGCGCAAUGCUGCAUCAGCUCUUGGCAAUCUGGGACCUGAAGGAUUGGGCAAGGAACUAUUACAGUGCCAAGUACCCCAGCGGCUCCUAGAAAUGGCAUGUGGAGAUCCUCAGCCAACUGUCAAGGAGGCUGCCCUCAUUGCGCUCCGGAGUCUCCGACAAGAGCCCUGUAUUCAUCAGGUGCUGGUGUCCCUGGGUGCCAGUGAGAAAUUAGCCUUGUUGUCUUUGGGGAAUCAGUUACUGCCGAAUAGCAGCACCAGGCCUGCUUCUUCCAGACAUUGCAGGAAACUCAUCCACCUCCUGAGGCCAACCCACAGCCCAUGACCCCCAGGCUCCUGGGGUUCUUCUUCCAGCCUGCACUAUCCCUCUGUUGCCAAGUCUUCCUUAUUCUCCUACCCAAGCUACUAACUCAGCAGAGAGCUGAAGAGACUGAAAAAAGAGUGAUAAGCUGCCAACUCCCUAUGAGCAAGAAACAAGAAGAGAUUUUCAUAUUAAAGCUCCUUCAUUUCCCUA
Messenger RNA from Phodopus roborovskii (desert hamster), 4374 nucleotides. It is a transcript of the gene Stk36, whose product is annotated as serine/threonine kinase 36. Gene Ontology annotation, cellular component: cytoplasm. Gene Ontology annotation, molecular function: ATP binding; protein kinase activity. The coding region runs from base 241 to 4185 and encodes 1314 amino acids. Gene Ontology annotation, biological process: protein phosphorylation. The record is from RefSeq and is a predicted model, not a curated record. The transcript has 27 exons. Lineage: Eukaryota; Metazoa; Chordata; Mammalia; Rodentia; Cricetidae.